Messenger RNA from Chlorocebus sabaeus (green monkey), 4935 nucleotides. Lineage: Eukaryota; Metazoa; Chordata; Mammalia; Primates; Cercopithecidae. The record is from RefSeq and is a predicted model, not a curated record.
UACGUAGCGAGGAGAUAUUUAGGUUUCCAGAAGGCAGGUCAUUGCAGGCCCCACCCAGCGGUGGGGAGAGUGAAUCCCAGAGGGGGUUGCCAGCGAGUUCCUCCUCCUUCCCCUUCCCGCUAUCCCCGAGUCUAGGGCUCCCAGGGGCGUAUGACGCCAGCGCCCUCUGACCGCACCUCUGACCACAACAAAUCCCUACUCCACCCGUCUUCUUUGUCCCACCCUUGGUGACACAGAACCCCAACCCAGGCCCCGCCCAAAGCACUCAUUUAACUGUUAUUGCGGAGCCGCGAGGCGCUGCUUCUGCUCGCUGCAACUCGCUCAGGCAGCUGGGCGUAGCUGCGACCCGGCGGAGGAGUCCCGGCGGCGCGUACUUAUUCUGACCUCGCGCGCCAUGACUGUAGCGCGGCCGAGCAUGCCCCCGGCGCUGCCCCUCCUCGGGGAGCUGCCCCGGCUGCUGCUGCUGCUGCUGCUGCUGUGCCUGCCGGCCGUGUGGGCUGACUGUGGCCCUCCCCCAGCUGUACCUAAUGCUCAGCCAGCUUUGAAAGGCCUUACAAGUUUUCCCAAGGACACCAUAAUAACGUACAGAUGUGAUGAAAACUUUAUGAAAAUUCCUGGCAAGCAGGACUCAGUGGUCUGCCUUCAGGACAGUCAAUGGUCAGAUAUUGAAGAGUUCUGCAAUCGUAGCUGCGAUGCGCCAACCAGGCUAAAGUUUGCAUCCCUCAAACAGCUUUAUAUCCCUCAGAGUUAUUUUCCAGUCGGUACUGUUGUGGAAUAUGAGUGUCGUCCAGGUUACAGAAGAGACCCUUCUCUAUUAGCAAAACUAACUUGCCUUCAGAAUUUAAAAUGGUCCACAGCAGCUGAAUUUUGUAAAAAGAAAUCAUGCCCUAAUCCUGGAGAAAUACCAAAUGGUCAGAUCGAUAUAUCAAAUGGCAUAUUAUUUGGUGCAACCAUCUCCUUCUCAUGUAACACAGGGUACAAAUUAUUUGGCCCGACUUCUAGUUUAUGUCUUGCUUCAGGAAGUGGAGUCCAGUGGAGUGACACGUUGCCAGAGUGCAGAGAAAUUUAUUGUCCAGCACCACCACAAAUUGACAAUGGAAUAAUUCAAGGGCAACGUGAACAUUAUGGAUAUAGACAGUCUAUAACGUAUUUAUGUAAUAGAGGAUUCACCAUGAUUGGAGAGCACUCUAUUUAUUGUACUGUGAAUGGCGAUGAAGGAGAGUGGAGUGGCCCACCACCUGCAUGUAGAGCAAACUCUCUAGUUUCCAAGGCCCCACCAACAGUUCAGAAACCUACCACAGUAAAUGUCCGAACUACAGAAGUCUCACCAACUUCUCAGAAAACCACCACACCAAAUGCUCAAGCAACACGGAGUACACCUGCUUCCAGGACAACCAAGCAUUUUCAUAAAACAACCCCAGAUAAAGAAAGUGGAACCAAUUCAGGUACUACCCAUCUUCUAUCUGCUCUGCAAGUUAGGCCUUUUGAAGUGUCCCACAUUUCUUCAAAAAAGAUGAUGUGCAUCCUCUAGGUAACUGCAGUUCUUGUAGGUAGGUAGGUGGAAUUCUAACUUGAGUUCUUUGGCAGUGAAGAUGAUGCCCUAUAUAUUAAUGUAGUAUCUGUCUAAUGUAAAUUUUGUUGGAUGAAUAUCAAAUAUUUUAUGGAAAAUGUUUCAAACAGUUAAAAUUAGGGCCUGAAUCUGGGGCUAGAAGUAAGUUUUUCUCCGGCAAUAAACUGUUUGAUUUAUUCUUUCUUGGUCUGUUUUCUUAUCUGGAAACAAGAUAUUCAGUGCAAUUUAAUACAUAUUUGUUAAACACUUUCUACUGUUCCACUGUUUGCCAUGCACUGUGUUAAUAAGGAGAGGUGAUCAAAUGAGAUAAUAGGUGGCAAACUGCUUUGCAAUGUUUUCAACACUACAGAGAUACAGUUCUACAUGAUGGAGAACCUUAUUGGUGGGGGAGAAAACCUUUUUCUAACAUCAUGUUAUUUUCCUACCUAAGAGCUCUUCAGUUUAAUCUUAGGAACAUUGGAAUCAUAAUUAUUAUUUCGUUCAUUAUUUCGUACUUUCAUUUAUCCCAAGUUGCAUAAAUCUUAAUGUUGAUUCACCUUUGGUUUUCUAUAGAUACCAAGUGAAUUUUGAGAUCAUAAACAGUUGCCUUUGAGCCUGAAAGAUUUGUUUCUAAUUUGGGAGAUCAUAUGCUCUUAUUAAUUUACUGAGAAGAUACGUAGGAUUUUGUUUUUCAUACUUCUGUGUUUUGCCCUGGUUUUCUGUUAAACCAUCAGCCUCUACACUUUCUUCUAGAACUAUGUAUAUGUGUUGAUCAUUGUUCUGGGAAUAGCCUUUUCCUUCUGUCAUCUGGAUGUUCUAGAUCACUCUGAAUCUUCUAUCUUGAUUUAGCAUUCAAAUAAAAAAUAAGAUAUUGAAAAUGAUGGAAUUAGUGGGAACUGGUGACAGGAAGGGGGAAACCCAAAAUUUUUUAGAAGCUGUGAUUUAUUUCAUGGAUAGUCUUUCUAAGUUAAUGAUACAAUCCUAGGGGAUCAGUUAAAUAAACUUAUAAAGUGAAAUACUGUAAAAACUUACCUGUGGUAGAAAUAGCUGUUUUUUAAAUCACAAGUUCCAUAUGGCAGUGCAAUUGUACAGUGUCUCUAUUUUGCUGAUUUGGAGCCAAACACACUCAUUAGCCACGUUAGAUUCAGUUACUAUUCUCGUGUCAUCUAUCAUUUCCUUUGUAGUACAGACCAAUAGAGUUGAGUCCAAGGACACUGGACAGGGUUGAUGGUGGUGGGAGUAGGGGGGUGUUGGUGAGGAAAGGGAGAACAAGGAUGGUGAGAGAAAAGGGCAAAUGGGUACAUUUGAGAAGAAAGAUUGUGUAAGCUAUGAAAAUGAUUUGAUAUUGACCAACUUAUUUGACCAAUUAUUUGCUGUUGUUCAGCUCAAAAUAGUGCUUUGAAUCUUAAAAUUGAAUAUAAAUUUUUGAAAUGAAAUUUAAUCUACAAUAGGCUGAACACUAAAAAGCAUAUUCUGUAGGCAAAGUAAAUAUAGUUUGCCCCCCAAUCUCAGAUGAUAAUAGUACAGGCAUAUUUCCUGUGAUGGAGAAAUGUCUACAUAUCUGUUACAUCUACUAUAAACUAGGUAAAUGUCCUUCCUGUUAACCACAUAUGUUAAUGUUCCUUCUUUCUGAGACUCAGUUUACUCGUCUAAAAAAUGAAAGUGAGCUCUAAGAUACUUUCUAGCUCUAAAAUAACAUAAUUCUGUCACCAUAUUUGAAUGCUCAAUGAUCAAAACAUUUAAAAUCGAGCAUGAUUGGGUUGAAACACUUUAGAAGCCUCUCAAACCUGUCAAAAAAUUUUAUUUGAGCAUUGUGAUACUCUAAAUACAUUUCUUCCUUUUUCUUUCAAAGAAAACAGGACAAAUAAAACACGCAUUUGUCAAAAACUUAUGACAUAAGGAAGCCAUAUACAAAAUGAAAUUAAUAUCUCCUGUUUUUUAACUCACUUCAUAACCAGUAUGUUUGUCAUUGUGAAACUAUAAUGUAAUUUUACUUGCUCAUGUUUCUAUUAACUGUGUUACCAUAUCUUUUCCCCUUCAAGGAUUUCUUGCUGGUACUAUAUUAACUGGUACCCUAAUUCUAGUCAUUGGAAUAUGGAAAAUCAGGGUGAGCAGAAAUUCUGAUGAUUUUUUAAAAUUUAUUCCUAGUUUAUUUCCAGUAAAAUUUGGUACUGUAUCAGUAGAUGACUCUCUUAGCUUUAUUUAAAUUUUGGCAUGUCUCCGUAUUCAUUUUUGUCUGUAAUUACUAUCCUGGAUUAACAGACUUCAUGUCUGUUUUUCCUCAAUAUAUUCAAAGGCACAUUUCAAAGAAAAGUGACUUGAAGUCUCAUUUUGUGAUCUAUCGAUCCACUGAUUUUUUUUUCCACUCAGUAUAAUUUAUGGUAAUAUCUAAGUGUUGCACAGAAGCAAAGAAGUCUAGGAAAAAUCAACCUCUAACAUACUGUGAAAUUGCCUGUGAUUAGGGCUUUUUCUCAGUUAUAUUAAUAGAUGCCAGUCCAGCUCAAAACAGUGCAGUGGUUAAGAGAGCAGACUCUGGGGCCUGACGGCUCAGUUUGAAUCCUGGAUCUGCCAUCUGGGAAUUAUUUGACUGUGAGCAAUUUAACCUCUCUAUGCCUCAGUUUACUUAUUUGUAAAAUGGGGGAAAUAUAGUACCUACCUCAUGUGAUUAUAGUAAGGAUCAAAUGAGUUGCCACCUGUCAAGUGCUUAGAACAUUGCUUGGCACAUAGUAAGCACUCAGAUAUUAAAACAACAACAACACACACACACACAUCAGUAUUAUUUAAAAUAUCUAAUCUGCAUUGAAUAUACAUAAUGUUAAGUAUAAAUGUCACCAUUGACUCUGAUGUGUCCUGUAGCAAAGGAUGAUUUAAAUUGACCCUCUUCUGUUUUGUAGUUUUAACUGUUCAGAAAACUAGUUGUGGAAUUUAUACAAACUUGAGUUAUUUCUAAGCUGCCCUAAUGCCUGUCCAUUUUUCCCAUUAAUAAGAAAACUAUAAUUUAAUGCCGUUAUUAAAUUGUCUGUUUUAAUUCUUUGGAUGAUGUGACCUAUCUCCUUUUUACCCUCUACAAUUUUUCUACUUAAAUUAACAAUAUUACUUAAGCCUAUUGUAAGUUAAAGUAUGUAAAUAUUCUUGGACUCACUAAAUGAGUCAGGCUUUUGGAAAAAUAUUUGACCAUUAGGUCCAGGGGAGUGAUUAAUAAUUUUUACAGGCAUUUGUUUAAUAUCAACAAAAUAUUCUAGCUGUCAUGAUAGCAAAUAUAGUAAGACAUAACUUUUUCUCCAGAUAUAUCAGAAAUGUUUUAGGAAUGUGAUUUAGAACCUAACAAAAACUCACAGUUAGUUCUAAGUCAUCUAAAGUGAGUUGGUAUGGAAGCAUCAGCAAAG